AUGUCAACGCCGCAGGUGAAACGGGUUUUGGUGAACUGGACAAUGGAGGAUGCGCCUCAGGUGCGGAGAGUUCUUACGGAAGCCCUUAAUGUGUGGGCCCACAGCUCCAAGUUGACGUUUCGCGAAGUGUUAAGUGAUCAAGCCGAUAUUCAAGUUCUUUUUGCUAGGGGCGACCAUGGUGAUGGAUACAAAUUCGAUGGGCCUGGUAUGGUACUUGCCCAUGCCUUCUACCCGGGAGUGGGACGUGGCGGUGAUGCGCAUUUCGAUGCCGACGAGAAGUGGCAAUUUAGUAGCGGCGAAAGGGGAGAUACAACAAAUUUUCUUGGUGUGGCAGUGCACGAGUUUGGACACUCUCUGGGCCUGGGACAUUCUUCCGACAAAAAUGCUAUUAUGUACCCGUGGUAUCACGAUAAUGAUGUAGAUAUUAAUCUUCCCGAUGAUGAUCGGAAUGCCAUUCAGCAGUUAUACGGUGCUAAAGAAAAGACAUGGGGCCCAUUCAAACCUCAGCCACGUCCAAAAACUACACCAACUACUACAACAACAACGCGUCGGCCUCUGGUUUACUACCCACAAUAUCCAAAUUAUCCACAAUAUCCGCAACAGCCACGUUAUCCAUCGUACGAUCCUUAUGAUCCACGUCGUCAGCCACCCUACAAUCCACAUCAUCGUAACCGUGAACCGCUCACCACCAGCACAACUACAACUACCACCACGUACAGACCACGUACGGACUCACCGUCGGGUCCGACCAAGAAUUGGUCACAACGUCGUCACCCAACUAAGCCCAGAAAAUUGAAACCAGACACCUGCCAAACCAGCUAUGAUGCCAUUUCAAUUAUACGUCGCGAAACUUUCAUAUUCCGAGGACAGUUUCUUUGGCGAAUCGGAGAUCGUGGUCUUUAUCCAGGUUAUCCCACCGAAACUCGUCGUUUAUGGACUCAAUUGCCGGAAAAUUACACCAAAGUCGACGCUGUCUAUGAGAAUCACGAUCGUAAAAUUGUUUUCUUUAUAGGUCGUUUUUACUACAUCUUCGAUUCAGUUAACCUAGUUCGGGGCUAUCCGCAACCACUCACCUCUUUGGGUCUGCCAUCAUCACUAACCCACAUAGAUGCGGCAUUCGUUUGGGGCCAUAACAACCGCACCUACCUCACCAGUAGCACUUUAUACUGGCGAUUAGAUGACGACACUGGACGCGUUGAAUUGGACUACCCGCGAGACAUGUCCAUAUGGCGUGGAGUAGGUUACAACAUAGAUGCCGCCUUCCAGUACAGCAAUCGCAAGACAUACUUUUUCAAAGGCUACGGCUACUGGGAGUUCAACGACGAUCUAAUGGAGGUAGCGCAUCCACGUCCAAAGCUCAGUGCACGUAAAUGGAUGAAUUGCCAGCGACGAGUCAACGAAGUAGACGAGGAACAAACAUGGACAGCACCACUCAUUUCGGAACGAAAUGAAACAAUGGAUGCCAAUUUAUCUGGCGGUACACGAGGAAUUUGGAAUCACGCUGAGCGGGGGGCCCUCCUCUGGGUUACGCUAUUGCUGACAGUGUGUUGGUGGUAUCCAGGUCUAGUUUAAUAAGUUGUUAGAAUUUAGAAUCAACAUGCGUUCACACAUUGCCCAACGUAUUACAAAUACAUGCGGUCUAAACUAACUAGGCUUCAUUAACAAAGAAAAGCAUUCAUACAAAAACAUAUAAUUAGUCAUUUAGUCCAUUUAAAUUGCAUCCGAAAGCUUUGUCAUUUGACGGAAAGAUUUUUCGUUAUCCUGUUUUUAAAAUUAUUUACAUACAUGCAUACAUUUUAUAUAUAUAAAUAGCACGUAUAAGAAUGAAUUCACCAUUGCAAUUUGAGAAAAGAAACUACUUCGAAGAUAAUAAAUCAAACAUUAUUUUAAAUAAGCAAAUAAGUCGUCAUGUUAGCUUAGUUACAUACAUACAUAUAUACAUAAUUUUUGCGGCAUAAAACCACGUUUGUGUUUAGUAGCUUUUUUAUAUAAAUAUUUUAUGAUCAUAUACAUACAUACACUUAUUGAAAACAAGUAUUUUUAGCUAAAUCGAAAUUAGAUAACGGCAAAAUAAGUAGCGAAGGAAUAAAUGACGAAGCACAUCUUGGGUGUGUCCGAGCCAUGCAAAAAUUACCGCAAUAUCGCAGCCUUCUUACUUGUUUGAUACAAGUGCACACUCCGCUGCUGAUACUCAGAACGUGAUAUUUGAAAAACUUAGAAAUAAUGAUGGAAAUGCUAACAUAUUUAAUAACUGAUGCGAAUGCCAAGGCAAAAUUUGCACUAAAAAUUUAAAUUGAAGCGCUAUUAAGAGAUUUUUUAAAAUUUUCAUAGAAUUAGAAAAACAUAGUUUUCCUUUUUUAAUGAAAUAAAAUCACAUGACACUUCUAAUAAAAUUCAUAUACGUAUGUACGUACACAUAUGUACAAAUAUAUAAAGUAAUUAAAGUAUAUGAAUUCAUAUCACGUUGUUUAGUAGCUAUAAAUAAAAUAUUGAAAAAAAAAUGUAUACAUAGAAAAUUUGCGUUUUUAUCCACAGAUGUGUUGAGUGCAUUCAUCUUCAGUACAUCAGUAAAGAAAACUCGGAAACAAUUUUAACGGUGUUAUGUAUUUUUUCAUUGGAUUCCCGAAAGUAAUUUGUAAUGCUUUUCAAACAUGUCCUUUAUUGUUCAACAAAAAAGAAUUAAAUUGUUUUAAUGCAGCAUCAACAUUUGCCUGCAUUUUAGUUCCACUUACGAGUUCUGAAGCAGUUUUAAUGAUAGUUCGGUGCAUCCAUUUUUUUAUGUAUUUUGAGUGGUAGGCGCAAUUUACAUUAAGAAAUAUCUAUCUCUUUUUUCUUGAAAAGCUACGCUAAUAUCAAGCGAUGUAUUCAUCAAGAAGUUAACUUACUGAAUUUAAUUUCGCCGUAUUGUUUAAAAUGUCACAAAUUUAACUACGAAAUGUGCGAAAGAAAGUUCUAAAAAAAUCUAAUUAUGCCAAACAAGUAUUCUGAAAAAAAGGAAUUAUGCCUUAAGCAUUAUUAUUAUUAAACAUAAAAGUAUACCCUUUUUUUGGCUAAGAAAAAUUAUGCAUUUACCUCUAGGUAUAUUUGUCUUAAUUUAAAACGCCCAUAUACGCCACUCGUGAAGUAAAUGAAAAUGAUAAAAUAUGAAAAUUCCCUUAUUUCUUUUAGAAUUCUUUGAAAUAACCAGCUCUGUGUAAAUAAAUUACUGCAAUAUCUAUUAUAGCAGAUUAUCAGCUGAGCACCAGGAAAGGAGUAUCAAUCCUGUAGUACUCGUAUUGCGGCAAUUAUUGCGGUGCUGGAACACACCUAAUGUUUUUUUAAUAUUCUAAAAAAAAAAACACAUACCUAUAAAUGGAAAUGUAAUGCAAUAUACAAAUAUACUCGUAAAUAUUUAUUGUAAAUAAACAUGCACUUGUACAUUAGUUCGAAAUAUGUUUGGUUUGGUACUGAGCAAAUCAAACUAAACGUUAAAAAUUGUGACGGCAUCGUCUUUCUCGCAAUGGAAUUAUUUUUCAAAAGUAAGGAACUGUAUUUACAUUUUGACUAUAAUCAAAAUCACCAAAACUGCCUUUUACCUAUGGAUACACAUAGAUGCAUACUACACGUAUGUAUGUAUUUACAUGCACACAUGCAUACAUAUGUAUGUAGGUGUUGUACACAUUUUUUUAACUGAUUUUCUUAAACAAACAUGAAAAAUGUGAUAUUACCCUAGUUAAGUCUACGCCAGCAAAUUUUUGUACACUUCUUUUUUUACGACGAGUAAAUUAAACUAAGUUCACACAAAUUUAGUUUUACAUAAAUACAUAUAGUUUACUUUUUAAAUCGUAUGUGUAACAUAAUUUAAAUGAAAUUCAUGAUUCGCAAAUAAAGUAUAAUAAU
Anastrepha ludens (Mexican fruit fly) is the source of this 3879-nucleotide messenger RNA. RefSeq names its product matrix metalloproteinase-2-like. Gene Ontology annotation, biological process: collagen catabolic process; extracellular matrix organization; proteolysis. The coding region runs from base 1 to 1572 and encodes 523 amino acids. NCBI's taxonomy places the organism in Eukaryota, Metazoa, Arthropoda, Insecta, Diptera, Tephritidae. Gene Ontology annotation, molecular function: zinc ion binding; metalloendopeptidase activity. The transcript has 6 exons. The record is from RefSeq and is a predicted model, not a curated record. Gene Ontology annotation, cellular component: extracellular matrix.